Messenger RNA from Agrilus planipennis (emerald ash borer), 912 nucleotides. RefSeq names its product farnesol dehydrogenase. NCBI's taxonomy places the organism in Eukaryota, Metazoa, Arthropoda, Insecta, Coleoptera, Buprestidae. The record is from RefSeq and is a predicted model, not a curated record. Bases 1 to 744 code for a protein of 247 amino acids. The transcript has 4 exons.
AUGAAUCGCUGGGUCGGCAAAGUUGCUAUUGUUACAGGAGCUAGCGCUGGAAUUGGUGCAGUCCUUGCUGAAAAAUUGGUUAAGGAAGGACUACAAGUAGUUGGUCUUGCUAGACGUAAGGAACCAAUAGAAAUCCUUUCUAAAAAACUCGAUGGAGAAAAAGGAAAAUUACAUGCCUUAAAAGUGGAUCUAACAAAGCCCGAGGAAAUCAUAAAUGCGUUUAAAUGGGUGAAAGAGAAUUUAGGUCCAGUUCACAUUCUCGUGAACAACGCUGGAAUUGCCUUGAAUACCACCCUAAGCGAUGGUGAUUACGAAAAAUGGAAACAAGUGCUUGACGUGAAUGUUUUGGGCCUUUCUGUUGCGACAAGGGAAGCUGUAAGACAAAUGAAAGAAAACAAAAUAGACGGUCACAUCGUUCACAUCAAUAGUAUGCUUGGUCAUAGGGUAAUUAAGUUACCAUUGAACAUGUAUUAUGCAUCAAAAUAUGCAGUAACGGCGUUAACAGAAGCCCUACUUAACGAAUUUAAUGAAGAAAAGUUGAAAAUUAAAAUAACUAGCGUGAGUCCUGGAGUAGUCAAAACUGACUUCAGAAAGGCGGCAGGGUAUGUCCCUCAGGACGUGGUCGAAGAUAUUCCUGGAGUAACCGCUGAAGAAGUGGCAGAUGUAGUAAUUUACGUGUUAGGAACACCCCCAACAGUUCAGAUACGCGAAUUAACAUUAACUGCAGUUGGAGAAAUUGUGUAGUGCAUUUUUAGUCUUUGACUGUGAAAUUUAAUAUUUUGCGUUUGCACCGCGUUAUAUCUUCUUUUGUUCUGGUUUAUUAAUCGACAUCAGAACAUGACACGUUACACACCUAGAAUCAUCCUAAAUGUAUAUAACGCAUAAAGAAUUAAAAGUAACGUGUAUUUUUUA